CUCAUAACAAAAAUGGUGUUUGCUCACCGUUAUAUCCUACCUGAUCACGGAUCAGGCCACGGCUAUAAAUACAGAGACACAUGCCUGGCUAGCCCAUUCAUCUAUCCUCAGCCAAUUAAGUUACAACCGAAACAAGAGCACUACUUCUCCCAGAAGAAUUAUUCGAUCUCUUCACCCGUUGUUGCUGUCGAUCUCGAUCCCCUCGGAGCCUGCACACACGAAGAGGAACCAGACAAAAAUACCUGCAGAAAUGGGUUCCAUGGGAGCUUCCGCAGCCGAGACCGGCGAGAAGGCGCCGCACGCGGUGUGCGUGCCGUACCCGGCGCAGGGCCACAUAACCCCGAUGCUGAACGUGGCCAAGCUGCUCCACGCCAGGGGCUUCGAGGUCACCUUCGUCAACAGCGAGUACAACCACGCGCGCCUCCUCCGCUCCCGUGGCGCCGCCGCCGUGGCCGGCGUCGACGGCUUCCGCUUCGCCACCAUCCCCGACGGCCUGCCUCCGUCUGACGACGACGACGUCACCCAGGACAUCCCCUCGCUCUGCAAGUCCACCACGGAGACCUGCCUGCCGCCCUUCCGCCGCCUCCUAGCCGACCUCAACGAUGACACCGCGGGGCGCCCGCCGGUCACCUGCGUCAUCUCUGACGUCGUCAUGGGGUUCUCCAUGGCCGCCGCCAAGGAGCUCGGAAUCGCCUACGUCCAGCUCUGGACCGCCAGCGCCAUAAGUUAUCUCGGGUACCGCCAUUACCGCCUCCUCAUCAACCGUGGCCUCACCCCACUCAAAGAUGCAGAGCAGCUGACGAACGGGUACCUGGACACGCCGGUGGAAGACGUGCCGGGCUUGAGGAACAUGAGGCUCCGGGACUUCCCGACAUUCAUGCGCACAACGGACCCGGACGAGUACCUGGUGCACUACGUGCUGAGGGAGACGGAGCGCACGGCCGGCGCAGCCGCCGUGAUCCUCAACAGCUUCGGCGACCUGGAGGGCGAGGCCGUGGAAGCCAUGGAGGCGCUGGGCCUGCCGAAGGUCUACACGCUCGGCCCACUCCCGCUUUUAGCCCACGAGGACCAGCUACUGCGGCCCACCCCGAGCUCCGGCAUCAGCCUCAGCCUGUGGAAAGAGCAGGAGGAGUGCCUGCCGUGGCUGGACAGCAAGGAGCCCGGCUCCGUGGUGUACGUCAACUUCGGCAGCAUCACGGUCAUGACGGCCGCGCAGAUGGUGGAGUUCGCGUGGGGUUUAGCGCACAGCGGCAAGCAGUUCUUGUGGAUCGUGCGCCGGGACCUCGUAAAGGGCGACGCGGCCGUGCUGCCCGAGGAAUUCUUAGCCGAGACUGCCGGGCGAGGGCUCAUGGCGUCAUGGUGCCCGCAGCAGCAGGUGCUCGAUCACCCGGCAGUCGGCGCCUUUUUGACGCACUCCGGGUGGAACUCGACGCUCGAGAGCAUGUGCGGCGGCGUGCCGGUCAUCAGCUGGCCCUUCUUCGCCGACCAGCAGACCAACUGCAGGUACCAGUGCAACGAGUGGGGCGUCGGCAUGGAGAUCGACAGCAACGUGCAGAGGGAUGCCGUCGCCGGGCUUAUCACGGAGAUCGUGGAUGGGGAGAAGGGGGAGGAGAUGAGGAAGAGGGCUGGGGAGUGGAAGGAGAAGGCUGUCAGGGCGGCCUUGCCCGGCGGCUCGGCUCACCGCAACUUGGAAGGACUGGUUCGUGACGUGCUGCUGGCCAAGAAUUAAUUAGCUUGAUCUUUUCUUUCCAUGUUUGUGUUGUUUGAGAGUGAUGGGUCCUGAGUGAUCAGUGUGGGGGUUGACUUGAGCAAUGGACUGAUACUGUACGGCACUCCUUGCUUGCGCAAAUCUGGCACUGACUUUACGCUUU
Molecule: messenger RNA, 1871 nt
Organism: Brachypodium distachyon (stiff brome)
Lineage: Eukaryota; Viridiplantae; Streptophyta; Magnoliopsida; Poales; Poaceae
Product: 7-deoxyloganetin glucosyltransferase
Exons: 1
Coding region: 251-1729 (492 amino acids)
Molecular function (GO): UDP-glycosyltransferase activity
Source: RefSeq, a predicted model, not a curated record